This is a messenger RNA of Prunus persica (peach), 4505 nucleotides long. RefSeq names its product probable disease resistance protein At4g27220. The record is from RefSeq and is a predicted model, not a curated record. Gene Ontology annotation, molecular function: ADP binding; protein binding; ATP hydrolysis activity. The transcript has a single exon. The coding region runs from base 1026 to 4505 and encodes 1159 amino acids. Lineage: Eukaryota; Viridiplantae; Streptophyta; Magnoliopsida; Rosales; Rosaceae.
GUUUUCAGCUUGAUUACUUGAGUGGGCUGUAGGCAUAUUUAUACAGAUGCUAACCGACUAUCUAAGUCGGCAAUUUACUUGGACAAGCCAGUUGCACAGUAACUGACUUAUCUAAAGCAUUUUCAGCGACAAGUUAGUCCUAUAAUUCUAGAAUUCUCUAGUUACAAUUACAAUAGAUAAUUAUUAAGAUGGUUCUAGUAAGAGUUAACCAACCUUUACUUAGUAAUUCUCUCAAUUAUUCUAGAAUUUUCUAGUUUUAUCCCACAAGUGUGCAUUAAUGUUUUAACAUUACAGAUGCUCUGCAGAAGCUUCUAAUAGGUUUUUGUUGCCUAGGAUUUUGGGUUUAGGGUUUCUCUUUCAGUGGUGAUUAAUAUCAGAAAUGUUCUUUUUUUUUUCUUUCUUUUUUUUGGGUUUUAAGUUUCUUUAAAAUUUCCCUUUACUUAAGGACAUGUUCAAAUUUCCGUCAUAUUUCAUGACGGAGUAAGUUCGUGUCCCCGACGUGGAGGGGUAUUUUGGCCGGAAUCGGAUGGAAUUUGACAGUGUAAUGUGGGUUUGAAACUACAGGAUAAAAUUGGCAGAAUUGAAACUAGGCCGACCAAAAAUUACUUCUUGCCUUUUUUUUAAGUGCAAAGUUAAUUCAAGGUGCCAGAUAUACUGAGAAAAAAUAUUGCCGUUGUAAGCAGAAGUAAAUUCAAUAAACAUGACAAGUAAUCCUCAGUCCAAAGCUAUAAACUUAGGUAUUUAUCAAAACAAGUUCUAGCUGAUGGCUUUGAUUAUAAAUUCGGAUUGAUUAUGGAUGAGUAAAAGGUAUCAUUUGCUAUGAAGAAUGAAAUUUCGUAAGAAAAUUUGAAAAUUUGGUGUUAUUCGUUUUAUUUAUUUAUUAAACAUGACUUUUUUGAGUAGCUUACUCCAGCAAUUGUUUAUUUCGAGUUUGUUUUUGCAAAUUUGAGAGCCGUUGUCUUAACUAUUCACCAAUUAGUUAUGAUUUUAGUGGUAUUUCUCUUCUCAAUAUUGAACAAGGUCCCAUGUUCGAAUUCCCCCCCUCUGUCAUUGAAAAAAGAAAAAAUAAUAAUUUAUAUGCUCCUUUCUUAUAUGUUCAUUGUUCUAUGUGGCAGUUGGUUUUUGAACUUCCAUUUAUAAGAUUCCUUACUCUUUGUUCUGAACUUUCUCAGCUAGCUAACAUGGAGUUUAAGAGGCUAAAACCAGCUACAUAUUUAGUUUAUCGCUGUCAGCCAAUUGGCAGGCUGAAACGGCUUGAAAGGAAUUUCGAAUUGCUUAUACAAAUAACUGAAUGUUUGUAUAGCAUGAGGGAUACCAUCAACGAGGAGGUAACCAAAGAACUGAUGUGGGGUAAGGCACCAACUUUGAAAUGCAAAAAAUGGCUUGAAAAGGUGGGAGAAAUUGAAGAUCAAGUGAAUGACAUGUUGAAGAUACAGGAGACGAGUUCUGACCUUGUGAUUCACUCGCACGUCGGUCUACAUCAGCAUCUGAUGAGUAUGCUCAAUAAGAUUACUGAUCACUUGGAGAAAUCUCCAGGUGCACAUGGUUCAAUGGCUUAUGUACCUCCUGGACAGAGUAAAACAGUAACUAGUCCAAUACUUCAUGGUGAGGCAUAUGGACUGGUACCACCAGAUAACAAGAAUGUGAACUUGCAAAGGAGAGCAGAAGCAAAAGGAGAAGCAAAUGUGGAGAUUGAAAUGUCACCAACACAAGGGAAGGAAGCCGUGAAGGGUAAAGAAAUACAAGAAGGUAAAUAUUUGGAGACCCAAGCAACAGCAACAAGAGCUGCAUCCAUAUUCUAUAGAAAGAGCCUGCUGGGGUUUAAAUUUGGGGGAGCAACCACUGAAAUAGGUAACCCACAAACAGAGAACAAACGGCUUCAGGCGGGGGCUAUAUUGAAAAAAGAUUUUAAGAAAUCAAGCAAGACUAUCAAUCAGAUAGAAGUUGAUAAUAAUAUUCCUUUGCAAAAUGAUGGACGUGAGGCACUGCUUGAAUGGGGAGUUCAUAGCAUAUCAAUUGAGCGGAUGCUGCACGAGAUCUUGGGAUGCAUGAAUAGUGUCACAAUUGGUAGAAUUGCCAUUUAUGGAAUGGGUGGGAUUGGCAAGACUACUGUGCUGAAAGCCUUGGCCAAUCAUGUUGAAAGAAAAAGCACGUUUGAUAAGGUCAUUUUGGUGACUGUCUCAAAACAUUGGAGCACAAGAAAGAUUCAAAAUGAAAUUUUAAGACAGUUAUCAAUGUGCGUACCAGAUUCUGAAACUGAUUCCAGGGUUGCAGAAAAAUUACUUCAAGUUUUAAAUAGCAGGAAGUUUUUGCUUCUUCUGGACGAUGUUUGGGAGUGUUUAGAUUUAAAAGCAGUGGGCAUUCCUGAUUUGAGCUCAGAAAAUGGUUUUAAGAUGAUACUGGCUACCAGAAUACGGGCUGUUUGCAUUGAAAUGGUUGUGAACAGGGUUAUUGAAAUGGAAACUCUCUCUAGAGAAGAAGCUUGGGAGUUGUUCUGUGAGCAGGUGGGUGCAGUCGUUCAUUUUCCAUCUGUCCAACCUUAUGCCCGAGCCAUUGUUGAGGAGUGUGGGGGUUUGCCGUUAUUGAUCAUUGUCACCGGAAGAGCCCUGACAGGUGUAAAUGAUGCUUUAGUGUGGAAGCAUGCAUUGAGCGAACUUUUAUUACCCAGCACAAAUGCUGUAUAUGACACUGAAGCUGUUAUGCAACGAAUGAAAUUCAGUUAUGACAGAUUGAGGGAUUGUGACAUAAAGAGUUGCUUCCUUUAUUGCGCUUUUCUUUCAGAAGAUCAGGAGGUUAAUAUUUAUGAGCUGGUGAAAUAUUAUAUCCAAGAAGGUUUGAUUUCUGGGAAUUGGGAUGAUGCAUGUAAGAGGGGACAUGAGAUAGUUGACAUUCUUGUAGGUGCCUCCCUAUUGCAGAGUACCAAGGGCGGUCUGUCCAUCAAAAUGCAUGCUAUGGUUAGAGAUUUAGCAUCAAUGAUCAUAUUAUCAAAGGCAGAACGUUUGCAGUUUCUGCUAAGACCUUAUUUAUUGUACAGGCCACUUGAAAGCCCCGAAAGUAAUAGAUUGUUGAUUGAUGAAGGUUGUCAGUUCUUGUCGAAAAGUGGUGCAGGUCUGAGGGAGUCGCUACCAGUGGAGAAAUGGGAACAAGCCAAGAUGAUCGCUUUGAUGGAUAAUGAGUUAUCCAGUCUACCUGAAAAUCCAUGCUGCCCUGAUCUUUUAAUUUUGUUCCUUCAAAGGAACAGAUGUCUAAGAGUGAUCCCAGCAGCCUUUUUUGAUCGCAUGCCUUCUCUCGAAGUGUUGAACCUAUCUAACACCAGAAUAAAGUUCUUGCCACAGUCAAUCUCGAAUCUGAAAAGGCUUAAAAUUCUUAUUUUACGCAGUUGUGAGCGCUUAGUUGUGCUCCCAUCGGAGGUUGGAUCACUUGGAGACCUUGAGGUGCUCGAUCUCCGAGGCACUGAAGUUGACAAAUUACCUGAUGAGAUAGGUAGUUUGACUUCUCUAAGACACUUGGAAGUAUCCUUUUAUGGAUCUAUCAGCCCCAGUGAGUAUGCUAAGUUGCCCCAUCAAUUGAUUUCACCUGGAAUAAUAUCAAAGCUCAUUUCUUUGGAGACAUUAAGUAUUGAUGUAUACCCUGGAGAUCAGAGGUGGAAGAAAAGCUUGGAAUCCAUCACAAGAGAGGUUUGUAGCUUGACAAAGUUGACUUCUCUCUGUUUCAGUUUCCCAGAAGUGGAGCUUCUACAACUCUUUAUCCAAACCUGUACCAGAUGGAAAAACCAACUCUUAACUAUGUUCAAAUUUGUGGUUGGUGAUGAUGUCAAGCGUAUCGUGUCUCGGGUCCCAAACUUUGUGGUGCAUGAUUAUAAUCAGCAGGGCCAAUGCUUGAGAUUUGUUAACGGUGAGAAGGUGCCUGAUGUGGUUGUUGAAGUAUUAGCUCGUGCUGUUGCCUUCUAUUUGGAUCAUCACCUUAGCAUUCGCAGCUUAUCCGAGUUUGGGGUUAGUAAUAUGAGCAGGCUGAAAUUAUGUAUAUUGAGUGAAUGUCCUCAAAUUCACUCAAUCAUUGAUUGCACAGAACCAACUAAUCAUGCAUUUCCCUCUUUGGAGUAUUUGAGUGUUCAUUACUUGCCCAACUUGGAGAAUAUUUGGGAGGGCGUUAGACCUUUACCGUUUGGAAGUUUCACUAAGCUUAGAAUUCUGCUGGUGUAUGCAUGUCCAAAGCUGAAAAAUGUUUUUACAACAAGCAUGCUAUCAUGUGUCUCUAAUCUGGAAGAGUUGUUGGUUGAAGAUUGCCCAGCCAUUGAAGUGAUCACACUUGAGGAUGAGAGCAUGGAUUCUGGAACUGUUAGACUCUUGAGAUUGAAAAGGUUGACACUAAACCAUCUUCCUCGAUUGGCUAACAUUUCGGAAGGUGCUUGGCCCUCUUUAGAGUAUAUUAGCUUGUAUGGCUGCCCUAAUUGGAAGACCAUUGCUAUGAACUCAAAAGUUGAGGUAAACUGUAAAGAAGAUUAA